Colletotrichum abscissum is the source of this 429-nucleotide messenger RNA. RefSeq lists its product as uncharacterized. Lineage: Eukaryota; Fungi; Ascomycota; Sordariomycetes; Glomerellales; Glomerellaceae. Bases 1 to 429 code for a protein of 142 amino acids. The record is from RefSeq and is a predicted model, not a curated record. The transcript has 3 exons. Gene Ontology annotation, molecular function: hydrolase activity.
AUGACUUCCAGCAAGGACUACGUUUUCAAGGAGGUUGGCAAUACGUUGAUUGAGGCAACGGCUCACUGGAAGCCAACAAAGACUCUGGCUCUCCAUGGAGGAGGUUUCGUGAUAGGAUCCAGACAUGCGUUGCCAGAGGUUGAAGUUGGGUAUCUUGCCGACGCAAACUUUGUUGUCGUAUCAGCCGACUAUCGACUUUGCCCACAAGUUCCCUUACACGACGUGAUGGAAGACGCUAUCGACGUUUUCUCUUGGUGCAAGACGGAGCUUCCGCAAAAGUUCGAAGCGGACACUGGCUUUAGGAUUGACGCACGAAAGGCGGUGGUUUUCGGGCAAUCUGCUGGAGCACUCUUAGCUUUACACUUGGGUGCUCUGGCGGAACCUCCCCGGGCGAUUCUUGACUUUUAUGGCGUCAAGUACGUCAGCUAG